Molecule: messenger RNA, 1116 nt
Organism: Penicillium lagena
Lineage: Eukaryota; Fungi; Ascomycota; Eurotiomycetes; Eurotiales; Aspergillaceae
Exons: 1
Coding region: 1-1116 (371 amino acids)
Biological process (GO): regulation of cell cycle
Cellular component (GO): nucleus
Source: RefSeq, a predicted model, not a curated record
AUGUCACGCCAGCUCUCUACUAUCCUCACAACGACAUUUGCCCUCCUAGAUCAAUUCCAAGACACACUAUCCCCCAAAUCCGCCGCGCAAGCCGCCCAGUCCACCCCGAAAGACGCAGAUGGCCUGCCCCUCCUCUCCGCAUCAUGCUCUGCCCUCAGGGCGCAAGUGACCAAACUCUCGCUACUCGCAAUCACAAACCCAUUCACCCACUCGGCAGUCAGCGGCAUCCUCCGUGAUGUGAACGACUCCAUCCUGCCCUCGCUAGUCACCGCGUCGCUUCUCGUUACUCCAACAGCAUACACGAAAGCAUUCCAUUCCGAGGUCCUGCUUCUGGCGAAAGCGGCUCUCGUGGAAUUUUCUUCUCUGUUACAGGAGGUUAAACGCAUCGCGGAUAAGAAAGAUCUGCAGAAAAAUGAUAAUAAAAAAGAGAGCGAGCUCACCCAGUCGGACAAAAAUGCCGUUACAGUCGCCACAGGCCGGACAUGGGAUGCCUGCGACGCAGUGACGAAUGUCGCAAAUAAGGGUGUCGUGGGGUUUGUCAUCUGCCGCGUUGAGCAAUGGAGGGAUCUUGUGCGCGACGCAGUGGAAGAAAUUGAAGAUUGGGACCCAGAGGACGAUGGUGAUGGGUUCUUUGAUGGGAUUAUGGAUGAUGAUGACGAUAAGGAUGACGACAAAGAUUCGGAGGACGACGAGGAGGAUAAGGAGAAUACUGUCGCGUUGCAGGAGCAAAAGAAGGCGACUAUUCGCUUCCUCAAGCCUGUUGCGCAGAUCUAUCCCGCGAUUAUCAGCAAUCGGCUCAAAAAUACUGGCAACACGCCUCUGUCUUCUGCGUCCAUGAUCACCAAGCUGGAGUCGUUGAUGCUGAAUCUCCAACGUAUCCCUGACCAAGUGGAUGAAGCUGCUGGGGCUUUGUACGAGGCAGAUGUGGAUAGAUCAGUCGAAUAUUUGAAGGAGAUUAGGAAAUGUGCUGCACAAGCUGUGGACUCGGUUGCUUCACCUUGGGAUGCAUCCGCUGGAGCGGAAGACAAGUUCACGGUCUGGUCAAAGACGUGGCUCAAAGUCAUGGAAGAAGUCAGCAAGCCAAUUUGCUCUGCUACGACUGUUGAACAGACUUAG